Molecule: messenger RNA, 3061 nt
Organism: Labrus bergylta (ballan wrasse)
Lineage: Eukaryota; Metazoa; Chordata; Actinopteri; Labriformes; Labridae
Source: RefSeq, a predicted model, not a curated record
GAUUUUCUUAGAUCUGUGAUGGCUUAGCUCUAUUACACCCAGUGAAGAGGAUUCAUUGGUGCAUUAGGUUUGACUGUGAGACCCUGGUCUACCAACCCUACCCCCACUUUACAAUAUAUGUUAUAAGACCUAAGAGCACUCAGAACUGACUUUGGGGAAAACUGUGCAGUUCAAAGUUUUUAACUUUUAAGAGUCAGGUCCAGAGGAUUAUAUCAUGUUGGAGGGUCUUUUCCAGCCCUCCACUUCUGUCCUGUUGGGGACCAUAGUGGGCUUGCUGGUCUUUUACUUUCUUCCCUCCAGCUUCAGCUUGCAAGAAAAAAGGAGUGAGCCUCCAGGGCCAAGUGCUUUGCCCCUGUUUGGCAACAUACUGCAGUUUGAUUUGAAGAGACCUGACAAAAAUCUCUGUGAGUUUGCAAAGAAAUAUGGACCUGUAUUCAAAGUUUACUUUGGAACCACCAAAGUGGUCGUCUUGGCAGGGUUCAAGACAAUCAAAGAGGCUCUGGUCAACUACUCAGAGGAGUUUGGAGACCGAGACAUCUCCCCUUUAUCAUAUGAUUUAAACCAUGGCCAUGGAAUUCUUUUUGCAAAUGGAGAAUCAUGGAAAGAGUUGAGGCGUUUUUCCCUGACCACCCUGAGAGACUUCGGGAUGGGCAAAAGAUUAGCUGAGGAAAAAAUAUUGGAGGAAUGCCAGCAUCUGAUCCAACUGUUUGAUGAAUAUAAAGGAAAACCCUUUGAUACUUCACGUCCGAUGAAUUAUGCUACAUCCAAUAUCAUCUCCUCUAUUGUGUAUGGAAGCAGAUUUGAAUAUGAUGACCAGCGAUUCCAAAACUUGGUGAAAAGAGCAAACGAGAACAUAUCUCUAACUGGUUCUCCAACAGUUCAGCUUUACAACAUGUUUCCAAGGCUGCUCAGCUGGGUCAAAAACAGGCAGCAGAUAUUAAGAAACCUUGAGGAUACUGUCCAAGACAUUAAAGAGUUGAUCAAGAGCAUUAAAGAAACACUCAACCCUCAAAUAUGCAGGGGGCUUCUGGACUGUUUUCUAAUUCGAAAGCAGAAAGAAGAGGACUCGUUUGUAAAGGACUCUCACUACAACGAGACAAACUUGAUAUUUACUGUCGGCAACCUGUUUGCAGCUGGAACUGAUACCACAGCAAUUACACUGAGAUGGGGUUUGCUGCUCAUGGUCAAAUAUCCACACAUACAAGAGAAGGUCCAUGAGGAGCUGGACAGGGUGUUGGGAAGCCGGGAGGUGCGGGUAGAUGACCGGAAACAAAUGCCAUACAUCGACGCUGUCAUCCACGAGACACAAAGACUGGCCAGCAUUGUCCCCAUGAGUUUACCUCACAAAACCAGCCGAGACGUCACCUUCCAGGGAUACUUUAUCAAAGGGGGGACUAUUGUGUUUCCUCUGCUUACAUCUGUUCUAUAUGAUGAGAGUGAAUGGGAGAGCCCCUAUACUUUCAACCCUUCCCACUUUCUGGAUGAGGAGGGUAAAUUCUUCAAGCCUGAUGCCUUCAUGCCAUUUUCUGCAGGUCGCAGGAUGUGUCUUGGAGAAGGUUUGGCUAAAAUGGAGCUCUUCCUUUUCUUUACUUCCCUCCUCCAGCGAUUCCGCCUUACUCCUCCACCUGGAGUUACAGAGGACGAACUGGAUCUGAGUCCAGGUGUUGGCUUCAUUGUCAACCCUAUACCUCAUCAGCUUUGUGCUGUCAGCAGAGAGGGAUUCUAAAAAUGUGUUAUCUUAUCAUUUAUCGCAAUGCUGAUUGGCUAUAUCUUGAAUGCCAAUCAGCAGUUAGAUUCCUAGACUACCUGAAACACAUUAAAUAUUAUCCAUCCAACCCCCUUUUAAAAAACAAGCAUUUUCAAACGUUUCUUCUCAUCUCAAAUAAUUCUCUUUCAGCUUGAUUCAAAUUCUAUUCCUUACCAACAAGGCAUAAGGAAAAAUCAUUCCGCCUAUAUGGCUUUGUUUCAUCUCAUUGACGAAACUACUGUACAUUUGCACUUGACGAUCAUAAAUUUACUUUCAGUAUCUAUUUACACUUUUCAAAAGCUUUUGGAUACAGUUGAUUUACAUGUGUUAUUGAAAACCAUUUUUAACGUGGUUUUCAUGAUGUUACUCACAAAUGGGUAAAAAAUGAUCUUCUCAACAGAAGCCAGUUUGUUUCUGUUAAGGAUUGCAUUAUUUCUUAUCUAUAUUAAUAAUUUGUUUAAUAAGUCGCAUGUUCUUUCUCCAAUAAUGUUUGCGGAUGACACGACCCUUGUUCUCAUUCAAACUUUGAUUCGAUGGAUCAUAUUUAAUAAAUUAUCUUUGAAUAUAAAAAUAUCAUACUUUAUAAUUUUCACUGGCAAAAAAUUAUAUUCUAAGAAUUUGUCCAAUAUUGCAAUUGAUUCUGUUUAGAUACUCCAAGUAUUAACUACUAGAUUUGAUUGACUGGGUUAGCAGAAAAAUGAACACAACUGAUAUUAUAUGAAGGGUCAGUCAUCUUGUCACCACCAGUUGUCACCUUACUCUUUAUUAUAGUCUAAAUUAUCCAUAUUCUUCGUAUUGUAAUAUUAUUAUAUUAUUAUCAUAUUACUUUUAACACGCGCGACCACACACACAAUUAGCUUUUGGAUUGUUGGUCAUAGUUAAUGUAUGCAGUUGAUUCAAUUCAAUUUCAGUGGGUAGAAACUGAAACAUUGAAUUAUAAUUUUUUACAGUCUCAGUCAGUUCACUACAAUUUGGAGAUAAAAUAAACAAGGUUGACAUCUUUGUUUUUUAAAGUGAUGCUGGCUGUGACUGAGGUUUCUCAUGAGGAUGAGGCAACGUGAGGCUUCAGUCAAAGCUGAGAAGUAAAGCCUCUGUGUGAUCAAUAACGGAGGUGAGUAUACUCGUCUGAGAACAAUCCCAUAUUUCAAACAGUACCUUUUCGACUUUUACAUUUCAAUGGUUUUUGCGACCAAUAGCAAAGCCUGUUUAAAAGGUUAAUAUAUCCCAAACUGGCUGCAGAGGAUCUGAGGGCAUCUAAUGGAUGAACGUAGAAGGGUUAUGGCGGGGCCUUUGGAAGUAAAAAAGGUGCUUAAA